Molecule: messenger RNA, 1920 nt
Organism: Didymosphaeria variabile
Lineage: Eukaryota; Fungi; Ascomycota; Dothideomycetes; Pleosporales; Didymosphaeriaceae
Gene: NUA3
Product: putative component of NuA3 histone acetyltransferase complex
Exons: 3
Coding region: 1-1920 (639 amino acids)
Biological process (GO): regulation of translational termination; peptidyl-proline hydroxylation
Cellular component (GO): cytoplasm
Molecular function (GO): peptidyl-proline dioxygenase activity; L-ascorbic acid binding; iron ion binding
Source: RefSeq, a predicted model, not a curated record
AUGAAGCGCAAGAACGAAGCACCGCCCAAUGGCAAGUCCAAGAAGCGCGCCAUCUCUGACGACGAGGCGCAUGGCAAUUUCCGUAAAGGCCUGUUCGACAGCAACGUCCUCGCCGACUACACCAACUACUAUGCCGGAUCGCAACCAUACAAGCACGCCGUGAUCCAGAACCUCAUCGACGACCAGCUUCUCCGCAAUGUGCGCAACGAAAUUCGCGAGCACAUCUCCUUCACGCCGAAAGAGACGGACAUCUACAAGAUCCACCAGUCCGGUGAUCUUGCCAACCUCGACGGCCUCGACGAUGCUGCCCUCAAGCGCCUGCCCUCGCUCCUGACUCUCCGCGACUCGCUCUACUCUUCCGCGUUCCGCAAAUACCUCUCUUCGAUAACUGGCUCUGGGCCACUGAGCGGGGUGAAGACAGAUAUGGCAGUGAAUGUGUACACCCCCGGGUGCCAUCUCCUCUGCCACGACGACGUCAUUGGUAGCCGCCGUGUGAGCUGGAUCCUGUACCUGCUGGACCCGGACAUACCCUGGAAACCAGAGUGGGGUGGUGCACUGCGCCUGUACCCAACCAAAAACCUGGAGACUGCCGAGGGAGACGAUGUCAAGGUGCCACAGCCCGAAUUCACAGAGGUCAUACCACCAGCGUGGAACCAGUUAUCCUUCUUUACCGUGCAGCCAGGCGAGAGCUUUCACGACGUCGAGGAGGUAUACAAGCGUGGUGGAGGUGGUACGGAAGAGGAGGAUGGUGGUCGCAUACGCAUGGCUAUUAGCGGUUGGUUCCACAUUCCCCAGGAAGGCGAGGAGGGGUACGAAGAAGGCAUGGAAGAGAAGCUUGCUGAGAAAAGUUCUCUUGCCCAGCUGCAGGGUGGAAAAGCCGACGUCUUUGACGAACCGCAGUCAAACUGGGUCGAGAACCCGCACUGGGAAGCACAAGCAAAAGCGCAAGACGACCAGAUGACUGGCGACGAGCUGGACUUCUUGCUCAAAUACAUGAACCCUAAUUACCUCGUCCCGGAUACCGUCGAAGACAUCACACGCCUGUUCUCAGACGAAUCCUCUGUACGGCUAGCAGAGUUCCUGUCGCCCAAGUUCUGCGCCCGCCUCCGCGAAUACCUAGAAUCAAAAGACCACGAGGCAAACCCCAGCCUCCCCGCAAACCCCUUCUUCACGGCGCAGUCCGAAGUCGGCGUCGCACGACCACCCCAUAAGCACCGCUUCCUCUACCGCAAAGCAGUCCAACCGAUCCAAACCAGCUAUCCCGAUAACGCCACCUUAACCCCCUACGACGACCUCGUCGACGUGCUCUUCCCCCACCCCGCCUUCACAAAGUGGCUCUCCCUCGUUACAGGCAUCACCCUCACCAAGAGCAACAUCCUCGCCCGCCGCUUCCGCCAAGGCCUCGAUUACACGCUUGCAACCGCCUACGAAGAAGAAGACCCCCAGCUCGAAGUCUGCCUGGGCAUCACGCCGUCCAAGGGCUGGGGCGACGACGAAGAAGAUACCGAGGAAGAGGCACAGCAAAAUGGGUCCUCUAGCAAGACCAACGGAAAAGCCGCCGCAAAGCCAGAAGAAGAAGUCGGCGGCUACGAAAUGUACAUGGCGGGCGAAGAAGACGAGGGCACCGACGCUGGCGCCCCCGAGCCGUCUACUUCCACGGGCGCGGGCCAGCGUCGCAAAGCCAAGGCCGACCCAGCCGUAUAUAAGAGCGCGGCGGAUGAGGAUGACGAUGGUAUCCUCUUUAGUCAGCCUGCUGCGUGGAACAAUCUUGCGAUUGUGCUGAGGGAUAGAGGCGUGCUGCGGUUUACGAAGUACGUUAGCAAAGCGGCGAAGGGCGACCGGUGGGAUAUCUGCGGCGAGUAUGGUGUUGAGUUUGGGGAGGAUGAUGAGGAUUCGGCGGUUGGGGAUGUGGAUGACUAA